GUCACGUGAUACGGUCUCCAUCGUCGCCAUCUUGAAGCGGUGGCCGGGGCCCUUUAAAAAACAAAGUCUGCAGCAGUAAGCGCUACAGCUACUCUAAACAAAGAAUGAUGUAACACAUACAUACCAUAGUUACACCUGUGGUAACUUCCAGCAGCUACAAGCAUCCCAGAUCGAUGCAUCUGAAGGUAUUAUGGAAGAAGGAAGCAGUGUUGCAGUAUUGAUGCCAAAUAUUGGGGAACAGGAAGCUGUGCUGAUUUCUGAAACAGUCAUUGGCCCAACACUGCAGAACAGUGAAAAUCAGAGAAAAUGUAAAACUGAUCCACUAAUCCAUGUCAUCCAGAAACUAAGCAAAAUAGUGGAAAGUGAGAAGUCACAAAGAUGCCUUUUAAUAGGGAAAAAACGUUCCCAUCCUAAUGCUUCUGCACAGUCUUUUGAUGCAGAUGAUCUUUCUGAAAUCCCGGCUAAAGCAAUUGAGCUAUCUGUUAUUGCUACUAAAAAGACUGAAGAGUUACAAGCAGAUUAUUUUGUGACUGAAUGUCUUCCACAAAGCAAAAAAAAAGUGACAUGCUACCAGUGUAGUCUAUGUAAAUUUCUAUCACCUUCUCUCUUGACACUACAAGAGCAUAUAAAACAACAUGGGCAGAAAAAUGAAGUGAUACUAAUGUGCUCAGAAUGUCAUUUUGCUUCCAAAAGCCAAGAAGAACUUGAAUCCCAUUUCCAAAAUUACCACGAGAGUGAUGGUAAAAACAGCAUCCAGACAAAAGUGCAGCAAUGUGUAAAUGUCACAAGUUCGGUUUUGCAAGGGCCAGUGGAAGGAAGUGUCAAAUCAGGGACUGAUCAGGCAGGAAAUCUGGACUGUAAAGAUGUGACUCAGUCUACUAAUAUGCCUGAAAUGGGUAGGAGAAAAUGGUAUACUUACGAGCAGUAUGGCAUGUACCGCUGUUUAAUUUGUCGGUACACCUGUGGACAGCAAAGAAUGUUGAAAACACAUGCUUGGAAACAUGCGGGUGAGGUUGAUUGCUCCUAUCCUAUCUUUGAGGAAGAAAAUGAAACUGCCAGCUUGUCAGAGACAGUAGUAACUCACACACCUCAUAGCAUGGAUACAGUUGUUCUUUCUUUGGAAAACAGUGAACUUGAUAUCCAUAGUGAACCGUCUCUUCAACUUCAGAUUUGCAAUUCUGAGCAACUGUCUUGUAAAUCACCAGUAGGAACAAAUGUAAAAGAGGAAGGGAUGUUAAAUCAGUCUGUAGUGCAUUCUCCUACUACAGAGGUUUUAGAGGAGACUGUAUCAGAUACGGAACAGGAUAAUAUGAUAACUGAUAGCCUACUUUCAUCAGCACAGAAAAUCAUCAAUUGUAGUCCAAAUAAAAAGGGUCACGUUAAUGUAAUAGUAGAGCGCUUGCCAGGUGCUGAGGAAAGUAUCUUACAAAAGCCUUUUUUGAUGGACACUGACACUGAAACAGAAAAAAAAUUGAUCUCAGAGGAGUCCCGUGUUACUUGUGAAGAACCUGAUGAAGUUUACUGUUCAGAUGAAAUUCAAGAAGUAAUAAUAGGAUGGAAUAAUACCGAGAAGAAAGAUAAUGAAUUAAGCUCUAAUAAAAAUGUGACAACUGAUGAAAAUGUGCCUCCUGCACGAAGAAGGACAAAUUCAGAGUCUUUACGACUACACUCAUUAGCUGCAGAAGCUCUUGUUACAAUGCCUAUCAGAGCUGCAGAGCUAACAAGGUCUAGCUUCAUGACUCUGACUGGAGAAGAUGCUGUGGAUGCAGGUGCAGGACAGGGAGAAGCUGAUGGCCCAUGCAUGGCUCAUUCUAAAGUGGUAUCCUCACUGAAGAGUCCUUCAGAGGAGUUUAGUGGCUUAAACCAAAGUGAAUGUGCAAUAGUUGAGAUACAGAAAGAAAGGCCAGAGUUAUCAGAAGCGCCAAUUAAAAUGGGCAUCAGUAUGUCACUACUUACUGUCAUUGAAAAACUGAAGGAGAGGACGGAUCAGAAUGCUUCUGAUGAUGACAUUUUGAAAGAAUUACAAGACAACGCACAAUGCCAAAAUGCAAAUGAUGCAAAUAUUACUGGGAGUAACCUAGUAGAAUAUAUACCUAAUGUAGAUCGACCCUACCGCUGUCGCCUCUGCCAUUAUAGCAGCGGUAAUAAGGGCUACAUAAAACAACAUUUGAGAGUCCAUCGUCAGAGGCAGCCAUACCAGUGCCCUAUCUGUGAACACAUUGCUGACAAUAGUAAGGAUUUAGAGAGCCACAUGAUCAACCACUGUAAAACAAGAAUGUAUCAAUGCAAGCAAUGUGAAGAAUCCUUUCAUUAUAAGAGCCAACUGCGAAAUCAUGAAAGAGAACAACACAGUCUUCCAGAUAUCUUUUCAACAGCUACAUCUAACAAAGUAAUAGUUUCCAACGAGGUAGAUGAAAGAGAAGGAAAUAAGUCUUCAGUUCAGAAGCUGUAUAGAUGUGAUGUAUGCGACUACACAAGCACAACUUAUGUUGGUGUACGAAAUCACAGACGAAUUCAUAACUCAGAUAAGCCAUAUAGAUGUCAAGUAUGUGACUUCGCCACCACAAAUAUGAAUAGCUUGAAAUGCCAUAUGAGGCGCCACCCCCAGGAGCAUCAGGCAGUGCAGCUAAUGGAACAGUACAAAUGUUCUCUCUGUGGAUAUGUCUGCAGCCAUCCUCCAUCCCUGAAGUCCCACAUGUGGAAACAUGCAAGUGACCAAAAUUAUAACUAUGAACAAGUGAACAAGGCCAUUAAUGAUGCAAUUUCACAAAGCAGCAGGUUUCAAGGACAGCUUCCUGACAAAACCUUAUUAGAAGGCACAGAUGAAAGUACGGUACCUAUACUAGGAAGUUCAGACAACUUGGUGUCUUUUACAGAGUCUAUUAACCAGACUACAAAUGAAAUUUCAGGUUCUGAUGAAAAUGAAAAACCUAACUUGAUGAAUACCUCAUGCAGUUUAGAAAAGAACUCCACUCUACCCUAUCUUGGCACAGAAUAUUGUGUUCUUCUCUUCUGCUGCUGCAUUUGUGGUUUUGAGUCUACCAACAAAGAAAAUCUGCUGGAUCAUAUGAAAGAACAUGAGGGUGAAAUCAUAAACAUCAUUCUAAAUAAGGACCACAGCACAACUCAGAGCACAAACUAGGUGAAGCAGUAAGUUAAAGUGAGGGUUUCCUGGAGUGAAUAUUUUCUUUCUUUGUUAAUUUUUGCCUGAGAAGCUUUCUAAGGAGAAGAAUUGCAAGGAAAAUUUGAUUUCCCAUGGUGAGUCUUUGUUUCAGUAGGAGUACAAAAUUUUAACCAGGGACCGAUGAAUCAUUUAAGAGAUAAAUAUGAGUGGGGAAGAUCCUUUUUAACCUGUUCUUUCUCUUUAUGGUGCCAAGAAUGUAGAAUUGUUGGGGUUUUCUUUUAUUGUCAGGUACUAGUCAGUAAUAAUGCAUUAGCACCGUACGUUAAAACCCAAAGGUAUGAAAGCUUUGUAUCAAUUGAAAAGCUUUCUUCCACCUCCCUCUUUGUUGUUAUCCAAGUAUUUCAGCAAAGAAUUUUUUUACCCUCUUUUUUGUGAAACUGGCAACAGACCAGGUAAAAAUUUUAAACUAUGAUCUCCUAAACCCCACUGCGUGGAUUCUGGAAGGAUUCUGAAGGGCAUGUGUGUGCUUGCAUGCAGACAUAGGUGUUUCAUUUUUUCCGAUCUAUUUUUAAGGCCUUACAAACUCCAAGUUGUCCUUCAACAAAGACUGCUAUCUUUUCUCUUGAUUUAGAGCACCAGGAGCUGAGAAGCCUAGAAGCAUUUUGCUAAUAACUUUAUCUGAUUGGAUCCUAACUAAAAAAAUUAUACUUUUUGGAAUGAUAGUGUGUAAAAGAUCCUUUAUAAUGAUGACCUACUGUUUCUUAAUGGUUUUCUUGACACAUUCGGCAGAAGUAUUUAAAAAAAAAAAAAAAAAAAAAAAAAAAAAGCAAGCUUAUCAUAUGCCACUUUUAAUUUGUGGUGAUUACUUUUGCAGUAUAUAUGAGCAGUGUUUUUUAAUGAGAACAAGAUAUUAACAGUAAUCACCACAAAGUGAUGUAGAUUAAAACUUUGUAGAUUGCUAAAGGUGUAGGUGAGCCCGAAGUGGGAUUUUGAGAAAUGCCUACGUGCUUUGGAGUUCUUUGAAAUCCCACUGGCUGUCUAAAAUCCUCACUUGUCUGGCAGAGCUGUAACUGUAGAAAUAAUUCACUGAAAGAUACAGUAAUCUUCCUGUAGAAAAUCAUAUUUUUUAAAAAAAGGCUAACUGUAUUUUAAGCGAAAAUUUAUCCAGUCACUUGUAGAAUAAAUUUUACUAGUGCAUAUAAUAGGGAUUCAUAAAGGGAAUUAGGGAUUACUUUGUUUUCUGAGGAACGCAUAGAAAACUCCCUUUUAAAGCCUUUAGCUUCUAAAAUUACAGUGCCUUUUUUUUCUUUUACAGUUACAGCAGUUUGCAGUACAAGACAUUAAUCUAUGUAUCAUUUCAGAAUAUUAUCAUACUGGCUAAUUACUGGCAACUUUGUUGAGGUUAUUUGUAAAAGUUGGCUCCUUAAGUUGUUUGAAAUAUAUGCUUCAACCAAGUGAAGUAGUAGCACUUCCAAAGAAGCCCUUUAGCAGCUAGAUUUAAACUUUCUAGUUCAGGUAUGUAUUUCUGCUUUUGAAAAAUGGCAGAUGUACAGAAGCAUGCCUAGUUCCUGACAUGGGGAUGGAGUUACCUGAUUUUUAGUAGCUCACUACUUUAAAAAUGACUUACUCUUAGAAAAACAGUAUUUUACAGUUAUUUUAUUUACACUUUAGUUUCUGCUAGCAGAAAUAAGCUACAACUGUAAAUCUAAGAAGGUGGCAUAUGUAGUGUACAGUCUAUUGCACUAUCGCUGACUAGAAGUGGCAAACAGAAGAGCAAGUCGUUACGACUUUAGGAACCAGCACAAAAUCUAAAGGCCCAGGGGUAAAGGCACUAGGAUUUCAAAUACAUUUGAUGAUUUUUGUUUUCAUGUGAUUUCCUCCAUUUGAUUUGUUAUUCUGGGUUAAAUAUCUAUUAUUUUGUUUAUAAAUUAGAUAGCAGAAAGUACACCUUUUACUUUAAAAAUUGGUCAGGGUAUAAUAUCAAAGCAUUUUUGUGUCAGAUAUUUGAGAUAUUUUAAAUACAUAUGUGAAGAAAGUAUACAUUCUUUUCAGUUAAAAGUUAUUUUUCAUAUUCCUACAGAUGGAUUUUACGUUUGAAAAACAUGAUUUAUUGACAUGAUCUCAAAUUCAGUUAGAGAUAGUGAACUUUUAAUGGGUUAUUCAUGCCGUCUUAGAGAUAGUAAACUUUUAAUGGGUUAUUAAUACGGUGUUAUUGACACCAAUACUUUACCUUCAAUAUAGAAUUCAUGUGAAAAGAUUACAUUAUCUGGAAUAUAUCUCAACUUUCUCAUUCAGGGAUCCCAUUUGUUGAAAAAAAAUUAAAGGUACAAUGAGAUCCAUAGUAAAGGUAACCUACCAGUCAGUAUCCACAGAAACAGUAUUUUGCCACAUUGUUAUUUUUGUGUAAAGGGAUUAUUAUUUUAAAGUUGCUCAGCUAGUGAAAGAUAGAAAGGUGAAAAACUUGCAUUCAUAAGCUAAGGAGGAGAUGGCAGUGAAGUAAGACUUAAAAAGCAAGUAACCUUGAAUCUAAAUUAACAAUUGUGGUGUAUGUGCAAGCCACGUUUGCAGCAUCCAGCAUAAUGCACCAGGACUCACUGUAAUGGGAUUACUAAACAGGAUGCAUCUAUUCACAGUUGUUCUUUGCCAUCUUGUUCCUUUUUUUUCUCCAUGUGUUCCUAUAAAAUAGUAGAAAGUUAGUUGCCUCUAAAAACCAUUAUCAAUCCUAACAAAUGCCAGCAAAUAAUUCUUUCCCAUAUGCACAGAUUUUUUAAAUUUUUUUUAACUGUUUUCAUGCUGCUUGCCAUUAGUUACCCACUCACAACUCCCAUGAACUUUAUCAGAAGUUCUGCAUGUGAAGUUAAUUAUAGACUUAGUUUUUCUGAAAGCAAAUUAUUCCUCAGGUUAUCUGCUUUAGAAAGUGUAUGGUUGGCUUGAUUGCAUGUUAUGUAAGGGGUUUUAAGCACAUUUCAAAGUCACUAACACUGCAGUCUUCCCCUUUCUUUAAGCUUUUAAAAUACUUUUCAAUCUUCUGUCACAGCACUAUCAGAUGAUCAGCUAUUCACUUGCUGUUUGUUUAAAUUAGAUUUUAUUCUGCAAUACGAUCUGUAACUUGCAGCUUUGUUUUAAAUGCCUGUACUUCUACUAAAGAGAAAACUUCAUUUGUACUAGGCUGUACUGAUAAGUAGGUGCAUAUUUCAUCUUUCCGAUUUAUGCUUGGCCUGGGAAAAUAGAGUGGGAUUCAGUCAGAGUUAUUGUAUUUUCCUCUUUCAGAAGCCCUUAUUUAAUCAUUUUUAAAAAUGUACAGUUGGUGCUCAAAGUAACAUUUGUUAAGAUAUAUUUAAUAGAAAUUUACAUUUGCAUUUGAUAUUCAUGGACAUGGGUACAUGUAUUUUUUUAAGAAAAGGUAUUGUAACACUAUGGCACUGCUUUUCUAGCCAAAGUAUAAAAAAUUUAGAAAACUGACAUGUAAAGACUGCAGUUAAUUCUGAUACUGUAUCUUAUUAAAUAGGAUGACUGUCAUUUUAUAAAAUUAUCCAGCACAUUAAGCUGCAUGCCUUAAGCUCUCUCUAGGAUUGUGUUCCUGAUAGACGACUGUUUGGAACUAUGAAGCAAAGUCUGUAGUACUACUUUAACUACCUUCUGAAAUACUGUACAAUGUUAGAAUAAUUUAUUUUGCUUUACAGGAGUUUGUCACGUAUUGACUUUAAUAUUGUAUUUUGGUAAUAAACUUUUUUUGUUAAA
This is a messenger RNA of Falco peregrinus (peregrine falcon), 6865 nucleotides long. RefSeq names its product zinc finger protein 507 (gene ZNF507). The transcript has 8 exons. Bases 191 to 3142 code for a protein of 983 amino acids. Gene Ontology annotation, cellular component: nucleus. The record is from RefSeq and is a predicted model, not a curated record. NCBI's taxonomy places the organism in Eukaryota, Metazoa, Chordata, Aves, Falconiformes, Falconidae. Gene Ontology annotation, biological process: regulation of gene expression.